Messenger RNA from Cylas formicarius (sweet potato weevil), 1069 nucleotides. RefSeq names its product B-cell receptor-associated protein 31. Gene Ontology annotation, cellular component: endoplasmic reticulum membrane; endoplasmic reticulum. Gene Ontology annotation, biological process: intracellular protein transport; endoplasmic reticulum to Golgi vesicle-mediated transport. The transcript is spliced from 2 exons. The record is from RefSeq and is a predicted model, not a curated record. Lineage: Eukaryota; Metazoa; Arthropoda; Insecta; Coleoptera; Brentidae. The coding region runs from base 97 to 909 and encodes 270 amino acids.
CUUAAAAUAUUAAUUUCAAAUAAGAAUGAAACCUUAAUCUCGGUCAUGAAAUAAAGUUAGGCAGCCUGCAAGGAUGGGCGUAUUUUUUUUCGAUCUAUGACCCCUUGCUCGAUUAUUUUUAUAAAUGUAUCAUCGCCGGGACGUUUUAAAGACCACAUCAUCCUAAGCAGUUUGCAUUUUUCCACUAUCGUUUUCGAUCGAUUAAAACUCAACAGAAUGAGUCUACAGUGGACCCUAAUAGCAGGUUUUUUGUAUACUGAAAUUGCGGUAGUGCUUCUUUUGGUGCUUCCCGUCGCCAGCCCGAAAAGAUGGAACUCUAUUUUUAAAUCGAGAUUUUUGCAAAGCCUGCAACGCCAAGCGGGCAUAUACUUUCUCAUUCUACUGGCCAUACUAGUAUUGUUCCUGCUAGACGCAAUUAGAGAGAUGAACAAGUACUCCAACACUGAAUCGGAAGAACAUGGUCAUGCACACUUGGACAAGGAAAUGCAGGGUAGCAUGAGGCUGUUCAGGGCUCAGAGAAACUUCUACAUCUCCGGUUUCUCCCUGUUCUUAUCAUUGGUCAUCAGGCGGCUCGUUAUUUUAAUUUCGUCGCAAGCCGCUUUACUGGCACAGUCUGAGGCUUCUAUGAGACAGGCACAGAGUGCUACAACAGCAGCCAAAAGCCUGCUGUUGGCCAAACAGGGUGAAAGUGAGCAGAAUGAUACCAAUGAAGCUCAUGACAAAGAAGUAUCUGAGCUGAAGAAGCAAAUCUCCCAGCUCAAGGAAGAGUUGACGCUAGAGAAGAAGGACAAGCAAGCUGUUAAAACCCAAGCAGAUAAUUUGGCCAAGGAAUAUGAUCGUUUAGCAGAGGAAAACAGCAAAUUACAGAAAAAAGUCACACUCUCAGGUGGUGACAAAAAAGAUGACUAGGGCAAUGGUCAGUAAUUUUUGUUUGUUGGAUAAGUAUUCAAUUUAAAAUUUUGUGGUUAUGGAAAGUGCAGUAAUUAUCAUCCCUCCAUUGCAGUUUUUGUAAUCAUUUAUUUAACCUUUAGUUUAACUGUCAUUUCAUUUAAUAAAGUUUUUUAUUAUU